This is a messenger RNA of Symbiodinium sp. CCMP2456, 648 nucleotides long. The record is from the annotation of a GenBank genome assembly. Lineage: Eukaryota; Dinophyceae; Suessiales; Symbiodiniaceae.
AUGUUCCGACGACGGCCAGAGGAGCUGCGGGGCCACCCCGGAGAGGGCGAGAACGAAGAGACAGAAGCGCUACUGAGCCAGGAGGAGCCCGGCACCGGACCCCCAGCAGAGAAAUAUUCCUCAAAGGGCAAGACACCCAGCUCUUCGAGCCGUUGUUGGCCGCCUCCUGCAAAUGCCAGAAGCCCUCUGGCACUUUGCAUGGUGCUUGCAACCCUGAGUUUUACUAUCUGGACGCUGCCGGCUCCCACGUUGCUUGGGAAGCUGGACCUUUUGCGGCAAAGCUGGCGCCUGAACAAGGUACUGGAUGAAGUUUCCGAGUUGAGGGCCAAGAUCAAGGCUGCCGAACUUGAGAAGACAAACCUGGAGCAGGCUCUCGUGGCUGAGAAGGCUCGGAGCGAAGAUCUCCGGGAGAGGCUGAGUGCAUCUGAUGGCACGACACAGUCCUCUAAAACGGAGUUGUCCAAUCAGCAGGACAUGGCUGGAGGUUUGCGGUCAGCGAACCAGAAGCUCGAGGAGGAGUUGGAGAAAGAGCAGAGGGAGAGGAAGCGAAUCCUCCACGAUCUGCAACGUCUCAAGCGAACCGAACUCAAGGACUUGGAGAGUUUGGACUCCGAAAUAUCUGCCGUGGCACCUCCGCCGGCACACUAG